Messenger RNA from Aureobasidium melanogenum CBS 110374, 276 nucleotides. RefSeq lists its product as uncharacterized. The record is from RefSeq and is a predicted model, not a curated record. The coding region runs from base 1 to 276 and encodes 91 amino acids. The transcript is spliced from 3 exons. Gene Ontology annotation, cellular component: spindle microtubule; DASH complex; mitotic spindle. Lineage: Eukaryota; Fungi; Ascomycota; Dothideomycetes; Dothideales; Saccotheciaceae.
AUGUCGACCAACAAUAGAUCCCAAGGCGAAAAAACAUAUUUCGAACAACAACGCGAACUCGUGCUUCAAGAUGUUGCGACAAAUCUAGAGCAAGUGCUACAAAACAUGAACACCUUGAAUCGAAGUCUAGAGAGCGUCAUUGCCGUCGGCAAUGAAUUCGGCCAAGUCGAAGGCCUAUGGUCAAUGUUCGAAAACGUCAUGGCGCAACAACAGCAACAGCAAUCCCCAGAGGAAGAAGGACAUACCCAAGCCCACACCGGUGCGCAGGAGAAGUGA